This is a messenger RNA of Episyrphus balteatus (marmalade hoverfly), 1004 nucleotides long. Its product is annotated as superoxide dismutase [Cu-Zn]. Lineage: Eukaryota; Metazoa; Arthropoda; Insecta; Diptera; Syrphidae. The coding region runs from base 200 to 934 and encodes 244 amino acids. Gene Ontology annotation, molecular function: superoxide dismutase activity; copper ion binding. Gene Ontology annotation, biological process: removal of superoxide radicals. The transcript has 3 exons. The record is from RefSeq and is a predicted model, not a curated record.
GGUCCACAUGGGUAUGACACAGUGACCGCUUAUCAAACUGGCAUCAUCUCUAAAUGUAUCUGAGCAAUUAUACAAGUCAAUCAGCGUGAAGAAACUUCGAAACUAACAAUAAGUUAGCCGCACAACAAGCUAAAAAGUUAGUCGACAGGUGAAUAUUGACAGCUGCACAUCACGUUCCAUACUUUAUACGGUCUUCAGAAUGAUUCUUCGGGUUCUCUUUGUAGUAGUUAUUGCAUGUGCAAUUCGAAUUAGCUCUAGCCAAGGGCUAUUUGAUCGGCGCCAAACAUCAGCUCCACCAAAUGACGGUGGGAUAAAAGUUAUAAAUGGAAAAGUUAAAAGAUACGAACGGUUGACUGUACCGAUACUUGGUUAUAAUCCAGGACAUACUUUAUAUUAUAAUAUCAAUGAAAAUAUGUGGCAAGCUUCGGCCACAAUCGUGCCAGAUGCUCCCGAUGCACCUAUUGCAGGAACCGUAACAUUCAAUCAAUGGCCAGCUAACAAUUAUGUCAAACUAUCAAUAAACAUUACAGGACUUCCGGUGGGAAAACAUGCCUUCCACAUUCAUACUUUCGGAGACGUUAGUCAAGGCUGCAAGUCCACUGGUGGCCAUUUUCCAAAUAACUUUAUUGGCAAUGUUGACACAAAAGAUGAUGGGACUAUUUCGAGUGUAUUCCUUAGCUCCUACCUUACAUUGUUUGGCAUUCAUGGAAUCAUUGGACGUUCGAUUGUGAUUCAUAGCAAACCGAUUGACAUUAAUAAUUCUCUGAACGCCGAAGUGUUUUCGUCAUCACUGCAAGCUUUGCCCGAUGCAGUGGCAUUCCAAAAUGAAGAGAAUUCUGUGGGGCCAGCGAUUGCGUGCGGGGUAAUUAGUAUAACUAGCAGUAAUGGCGGUAUGAUGAAUGGGGGCAUGAUGCCUCCACCACCAACUUUGUAAAUUUUUAUUAUUUUUUUUAUUUAGAAAACGAUACUAAUAAAGUAAUUCUAUUUGCUGUGCAAAUACAUAA